AUGACAUCGUCUGAUGUCGUUGUCGCCGGAUUUGAAGUCGUCGCAGGAAUCCUCGAUAUCAACAAUCGAUGCGAAGGGAUAUAUUUGCCAAACCGGAAUUGGGGACCAGUGGGGGGACUAAAGAGGAGGUCUGAUUUUUUUCAAAAAGAUGAGGGUGAAAUUACAAAACUACCCUUCUCCGCGGAGGAUUCAUGGUUCCGCGGUGUUUUCUCCACAUCGCCGCUUCAAUCCAUCCUUCCAGUUUCAGAAAAAGCAACCAUCUCCAUCUCCAUCUCCAUCACCGACAAACUGGAUGUCACGUUUUCUGUCUGCUUUCGUCAUCAUGUCGACGCGUAUUGCAAUAAAUACAUAUCUAGAAAUUGGCUAACAGUCGAAGAAGACGAUGAUGUCAGAGAAAAUUUUGACAUUUGGGAAUUGGGCUCAUUUAAGAGAUAUCUGAAGAAACCGAUUAUUUGGAUUUCUUCAAUCAACAUUGUGAAGGGUAAUCAAAGGUUAGGUCACAAAUGCUAAGCGUAACAACAGGAGUUGGGCCAACUCUAAGCUGAGGGACCAAAGUUGACAAAUCGUGAAACUUUGGUGGUGAAAAUCUGAAGUGCAAUUGGCAGAUUAUAUAUCUAUAUCAAUUCAAGAAUCAAACAAAUGAAA
This is a messenger RNA of Lactuca saligna, 645 nucleotides long. Lineage: Eukaryota; Viridiplantae; Streptophyta; Magnoliopsida; Asterales; Asteraceae. The record is from the annotation of a GenBank genome assembly.